Lytechinus pictus (painted urchin) is the source of this 930-nucleotide messenger RNA. RefSeq lists its product as uncharacterized. The record is from RefSeq and is a predicted model, not a curated record. The coding region runs from base 1 to 930 and encodes 309 amino acids. NCBI's taxonomy places the organism in Eukaryota, Metazoa, Echinodermata, Echinoidea, Temnopleuroida, Toxopneustidae. The transcript has a single exon.
AUGCUAAGUGAUAAUGAAGCUGGUCCUGAUGGAGCACCACCCGUCCCCGCAUUUGCACACCAUGUACAAGCGGUCGCGAUUAAGCUCCCACCAUUUUGGAGAAGUGACCCUUUGGUCUGGUUCGCUCAAGCUGAGGCGCAGUUUGUGACACGCGCCAUAACUCAAGAAGCGACGAAAUAUGCGCAUGUCAUCGCCGCUCUUCCGGAAGAUGUAGCCCAGGAAAUAUGCGAUAUUUUGGUCAACCCUCCGGCUACUGAUCAAUAUUCUAAUCUAAAGAAAAACCUAAUAGCGCGUGUUAGUGCUUCUGGGCAGCGUAGAGUUCAGCUUCUUCUAACUGAAGAAGAGUUAGGUGAUCGCAAGCCCUGGCAGCUUCUACGACGCAUGGAUCAACUUCUAGGUGAGCAGAAGUUAGAGAAAAGAAUAUUCAAACAACUAUUCCUCCAAAGAUUGCCUGUUAAUGUCCGGCAGAUUUUAGCAUCUACUAGCGAAGCCUUACUGCUCAGCGAAUUGGCUGCGUUGGCUGAUCGUAUUGUUGAGACACAGUCAUACACGCCUGGCACUAUUUCAGCCAUCGCGCCCGGAAAUGCGGAAGCUACUCCGAAAGCUUGUAGCGAUCUCGAAAGUCAGGUGUCCGAACUCACCAGGCUGGUUCGCGAUCUCACAACCUUUGUGGGAAGUAUCCAGCGCAGCCGUAGUCGGAGCCGUAGCAGGAAGCGUGACAAUAGACAGGUCGCUGAUGCGCUAUCACGCCCUGAAGUCAAUGUCUUACACACGCUCAUUGCGCAGACUCAGAAGUCUGACCCCGAAUUGCAAGCAAUACUGAAUGCGGAAACCGAGAGCAGCAUGGCACUUCAAAGCGUACCAUUGAUUGAUACCGGAGAAGAGAUCUGUGUAGAAGUUUUGAAUCCUCCAACUAGUGCUAUCAUAUAA